CACGAGGAGGCUGGCAAGCCUUGGAGGCACGAGCCGUAGGAACUGAGCGGUUUGCUACAGAGCCUGAGCCUGACGAAGCGGGGAAAAACAAGCAAACAACCGAAACGCCAGAUUUGCAGCCUGCCCGGAAAAAUUCUGACGAUAUGAGCGACAUGGACAUCCCACCAGAAACAGAAUGUCAUGACGAACCGGUGUCUUCGUCAUGGUCCUCGCGAGCUGCUGCUGCAUCUCAGUUGCCUGAUGGACCAAAGCCACCACCCGACGCGCACUACGGAUUUAUGGGCAUGGCGAUGACAGGCGCAGGCCUGCAAAAUACCGCGUCGACGUCCUCCUCAGGGUCGCAGUUGCUCCGAGAGGCUGUUGUUCUACCACAAGUGGCGUCGGGAGCUUCCAAAGCACAGCAAGCCGAUGAUGGCGGAGGGACGACACACAGUCCUUUGGAAGCGGACGGUGGGAGGAUUCUGACCGAUUUUGAGUUGCACCGGCUCACUGCCGCGAAACGACACAAACGAAUAUUUGACGAGAACAAGGGAUCUAAUUCUGUGUCUGGAUCAAAAGCUCCAGUUCGACCACCUAAGCAAGAAAACUUCUACAACACGUAUUCGAACCCUGGUUUUGCUUUUACCGACAAUCAAACCUCCUGAAAGGGGCAGCGACAAACCCGCACACCAAUAUGAGCUACUUCCUCCAAAGCCCGUCUGCGUGACUUAUUCUCAACUGUAACUAUUCCUGUUCAGGUCUCCGCUUGGCGACAUGCAAGAAGCACGCGAAGGUGAGACAGCAGGAGGCGCCGCCAGCACUACAGCAGGACACCAGCAAACCGGCCACGGUGCGGGCACUGUGGAAGCACAUCGGGAGCACGAAGAAGUCGCGGGGGCCUUCAACGGCUCCGAUGGGUUGGUCGAAGCACUACGUAGAGAAGGUCGUCGCGAAGCAGCAGCCGUGCUCGACCUUCAACGCCUCGGAGUUCGUCGGCCGUGUCUCAGACUCGAGUGUUGCGGCGCUAGAUGCGCCGA
This is a messenger RNA of Amoebophrya sp. A120, 1016 nucleotides long. NCBI's taxonomy places the organism in Eukaryota, Dinophyceae, Syndiniales, Amoebophryaceae. The record is from the annotation of a GenBank genome assembly.